AUGGUACAUUCAAGCAGAACAACAACAACAGCGAACGGUGCCCUACAGGGAGGGUUGCCAUCCCAAGGUAGCAGAAUCCCAUUUGCACAAGCUAGUCAAAAAAAUAAAAUGGACGGAAAGAAGGCCUCAGGAUCGUCCCUCUUUUUCACUAAAAGAACUGCGAUGUUAUUUUUUGUUCUUGCUUUUAUCUUUUUAAAGCAUCAAGAGGAUUUCAGAAGACAGGAUGUGAAUGCUCCAUUACAACUGCAUAAAAGUAUUGGUAGAAAUUUAGCAAGCGCAGAAGUAGCAACUCCAUCACAAAAUAAAUCCUCACUUAAAGAUUUAUUUCAGAAAAAGGAGAAAAAAGAGAAAGUUCCUGAAGUUAAGAAAGGGGCCUCGGGGUCCGGAAACAAAGCACCGAGUGCUGCUGGGAACAAAGCGCCAAGUGCUGCUGGGAACAAAGGGCCGAGUGUUGGUAGGAACAAAGGGCCGAGUGUUAGUAGGAACAAAGGGCCGAGAGUUGCUGGGAACAAAGCGCCGAGUGUUGGUAGGAACAAAGCUCCAACUGGAGUAGAAAAUAAAGCUCCAACUGAAGUAGAAAAUAAAGCUCCAACUGAAGUAGAAAAUAAAGCUCCAACUGAAGUAGAAAAUAAAUCCCCAACUGAAGGAGAAAAUAAAUCCCCAACUGAAGGAGAAAAUAAAUCCCCAACUGAAGGAGAAAAUAAAUCCCCAACUGAAGGAGAAAAUAAAUCCCCAACUGAAGGAGAAAAUAAAUCCCCAACUGAAGGAGAAAAUAAAGCUCCAACUGAAGGAGAAAAUAAAGCUCCAACUGCAUCAGAAAAUAAAUCCCCAAGUAUUGCUGAAAAUAAAGCUCCUGGUGGUCAAGCAAAUACAAAUAACCCUAAUGUUACUUCCAGUACAAGCGGAAAUGGAGGAAAUCGCCCCUAUCGUAAGCCAAGAGGAAGGAGUGAUAUAAAGUCUGAUGAGGAGUACUACAGUUCAGAUGAAGACGCAUAUACUAGGAAAUGA
This is a messenger RNA of Plasmodium coatneyi, 1008 nucleotides long. RefSeq lists its product as uncharacterized. Bases 1 to 1008 code for a protein of 335 amino acids. The transcript has 2 exons. NCBI's taxonomy places the organism in Eukaryota, Apicomplexa, Aconoidasida, Haemosporida, Plasmodiidae. The record is from RefSeq and is a predicted model, not a curated record.